Metarhizium album ARSEF 1941 is the source of this 3054-nucleotide messenger RNA. Its product is annotated as beta-galactosidase. The coding region runs from base 1 to 3054 and encodes 1017 amino acids. Gene Ontology annotation, cellular component: beta-galactosidase complex. Gene Ontology annotation, biological process: lactose catabolic process. The record is from RefSeq and is a predicted model, not a curated record. Gene Ontology annotation, molecular function: beta-galactosidase activity; carbohydrate binding. NCBI's taxonomy places the organism in Eukaryota, Fungi, Ascomycota, Sordariomycetes, Hypocreales, Clavicipitaceae. The transcript has 3 exons.
AUGUUGCUUCCACCAAGCCACCCAGUCUUCCUCCCAGACUGGAGCAAUGUCGACGUCGUUCAUCGCAAUACGCUUCCACCCCGAAGCAACUUCUACCUCUACGAAACGGAAGCCGCCGCGCUCACCCGGGACGUCCGCAACGCCAAAGCGCAAUGCCUCUCCGGGAAAUGGAAGUUCCACUGGUCCAGGUCACCGUUCGAGGGGCCGCGAGACUUUUACAAACCGAACUUCCAGGACCCUUCCUUUAAGGAUAUAGCCGUCCCAGGAAUGUGGCAACUCCAAGGAUUCGGAAAAGGCCCCCAUUACACCAAUAUAUUGUAUCCGUGGCCGGUUGACCCGCCGAAUGUCUCGUACCAGGAGAACGAGUGCGGGCGAUACGUGACCUCGUUCACAGCCGACGCGUCGUUUGUGAAUCAUCGGCUACGGCUGCGAUUUGAGGGCGUAGACUCCUCGUUCACGGCAUGGGUUAACGGCAAGGAAGUUGGCUAUUCGCAGGGGUCUCGCAAUCCCAGUGAAUUCGACGUGACGGAGCACAUCCAAGUCGGCGAGGAGAAUCGCCUGGCCGUGGAGGUGUACCAGCGCUGCGACGGGAGCUACCUCGAGGACCAGGAUGAAUGGUGGCUCAGCGGUAUAUUCAGAGAUGUCUACCUCCAUGCUUUCCCCAUAGUGCAUCCCGUCGACUUCCACGUCGUCACUGACUUGGACGACAGUUUCAAGAAUGCAACCCUGCGCGUCAAGGUCGACGUGAGCGCAUCUUGUGCCGUGGAACUAAAACUUCUUGAUGCCACACUAGAGCAAGUUCUCAGCGACACCAUUGACGUUGUUGGCUCGGAUGAGUUCAACCUCGACGUUGAGAACCCACACAAAUGGACCGCAGAGACGCCGUAUUUAUACACCUUGGUGCUGAACUUUCUCGGCAGCAGCAGAUGCAGUCUGGUCCAGUGCGUUGGUUUUCGAAAAACGGACUUGGUAGACGGUGUGUUCUGCGUCAACGGGAAUCCAGUCAAAUUCCGAGGCGUCAACCGGCACGAGCACCACCCAGAUCAUGGCCGCGCGGUUCCGUAUGAUUUUAUGCGUCGGGACCUGCUCAUCAUGAAGAAGCACAACAUCAACGCCAUUCGUACAUCUCACCAGAUAAACGACCCACGUUUAUACGAUGUGGCUGAUGAGCUGGGUCUCUGGAUCCUCGACGAAGCCGACUUGGAGUGUCAUGGUUUCGGCGAAGUAGGCGGCGACGCGGCGAGCUACACCUCUGAUAAUCCCGCCUGGAGAGAGCAGUAUGUCGACCGAGCGCGGCAGAUGGUUGCACGAGAUAAGAACCACGCGUGCGUCAUCAUGUGGUCGCUUGGUAAUGAAUCGUUCUAUGGACGAAAUCACCAAGCCAUGUACGACGUCAUUAAGUCCAUGGAUAGCACGCGUCUGGUUCAUUAUGAGGGUGAUUGGAAUGCGCAGACGGCCGACAUAUACAGCCGCAUGUAUCCUGAUAUCGACUAUGUCUCGUCGUUUGCCAAAGAGCGCGACUGGAAGAAGCCGCUGGUGCUUUGCGAGUUUCUGCAUUCUAUGGGCAACUCGGAGGGCAACGCAAAGGAGUAUAUCAAUUUGUUCUACAAACACCCGAGGCUGAUGGGCGGCUUUGUGUGGGAAUGGGCCAAUCAUGGCCUUCGAACCAAGACCGAAGAUGGGGAGGAGUUUAUGGCAUACGGAGGCGACUUUGGAGACGAACCCAACGAUGGCAAUUUCGUCAUGGACGGACUAUUGUACUCCGAGCAUACGGUGAGCUCCAAUAUCACCGAGUAUGCCAAGUCGAUCGAGCCGAUUCAAACGCUGUCACUGCAUCACCACAAUAUUACUGUUGCGAAUCGUUAUGAUUUCCUAACACUGGAUCAUCUGUUUGCAACUUGGUCCAUCGUUUCUGACGGGAAAGAAUUUGCGGGUGGUCGAGUCAAAAUACCCAAGGGUAUUCAACCACACGCGGAGGGCGUUGUAACGGCCGAGGGAUUUCACAGCGUAAUGUUGAAGGAGUUGCAUGGGGAGGCCUAUUUGCAACUUAAAUUUACACUAAAGCACGAGACGAAUUGGGCGCCUGCUAAUCAUCAAGUUGCCACCGGAGAGCUUCGGGUGUCGCGGCCGCUAUCUGUAAACGCUAUUCAGUCUGUUGAGCCACCAAUGCCGAAACCAACCUUGCAAAUGGCGUCAGACUCGCUUCUUAGGAUUACAUCGGCAUCUGGGUGCUCGACAUGGGCAAUCGAUACAGUGACAGGCACCCUUGUCAGUUGGAAACGUGGAGGUAUGCCCGCUUUUGAGAUUAUGAGCCAGCCCAUCACCAUGGACUUUUAUCGUGCUUUGACGGACAAUGAUCGCGGCGGCCACGGGCGAGAGUGGAUAGACAGGAGGUUGCAUCAAACGUCGACACAUGUCAAGGAAGUUCAAUUUCGAGAGGGUCAGGACGGCAUUGUGGUAGAAAUCAAGCACAGGAUCGCACCCCCUGCUCUUCUAUGGGCUGUUGAUACCACGUGGACCUACCAUUUCCGAGGAGAGUCGCUCGCCAUCAACGUCAAAGGAAAGCCGCAUGGAUUGAGUCUCCCAUCAACCUUUGCGCGCAUCGGCAUCACGCUGGGCCUUGCCGGAGCAGAGAGAGUGGAAUGGUGGGGCCGCGGCCCGGGCGAGUCAUAUCGAGAUAAAAAAUACUCUCAACUAUUCGGAAAUUGGGGGUUGACUGUUGACCAGCUGUGGGUUGAUUAUGAGUUUCCCCAGGACAGUGGUAACAGGGCCGACGUUCGCUGGGUCGAGAUUCUCGGGCCCAAAGGGCGUCUUUUGAGGGCCAAUUUCGGGGAUCUGGACGGUGCAAGCUUCUCAGCCAUGCAUUACUCAACAAAGGAUCUCGACGAUUGUUCGCAUCCGUACGAGCUGCACCGGCGCAAACGCGACGACACGGUUGUCAGACUCGACUGGGUACACCAUGGCUUGGGUACCGGCUCAUGUGGCCCAUGGACUCUGCCGCGGUAUUCGUUGAAGACUGAUCAGGAGUUCAGUUUCGACAUUCUUCUGGACUAG